CCGUGAAACAGCGCCAAACUUCGCUCGUUCUACGCCACAGGUCGCACUCUGUCACUCACUCCUGGAGUCUUGGACGUCAAAAUCUCUCGCUCGCUUGUACUGGUUACAUCUUCCCCAUACUUUGCUCGUCAAAACUUGUCCAUUUUUGCUCGUCAAAACACCCCUUCUUCGCCCUUGCCUAUUCCGGCAUCUCGAUUCUCGACACUCCAGAACACACGCGUUUUGUCCGAUCAGCACCCGACCACGACCCCCGACUCUUCUGUCCUUCACACCCUCGCAAUCGUAGCUUGGGGCUUAUCUGAUAUCAGCCCUAUCCUCUUUGAACCACAUUGUUAGUGUCGAUAAACUCGACACCGCACGAAUUUCGUGGAGUCGACCGCUUUCGCAAGUUCCGUCUUGUACCUUUGACUGAUAGGCAGCACGACUCAGUCGCUCUAGACCAUGGCUUAGACAAAGACCAAACUUCCCCACCAUUCGUCAAGUGCACGCACUUUCAUUGUGUCUCAAGGAAACCUCCCAGCCCACCAACAAUUGAAAAUUUGUUUCAACACCAGGCCACCCUCAACAGCCUCUGAUCACGUGACAAGCAACAACCAUGGCUCCGGUCAAAGCCAUCUACUCUUCCCCAUACCAGACCAAGGAAAGCCCUCGCCAGCUUCGCGAUACUCCUCGGACCCGUCGAAAUGAUGACAGCCCAUCAAGACGAACCGAGUAUGACCUGGAUCAAGCCUUUCGACAAAUGCACCUUCACCAUUCCGAAUGGCAGAAAGUGCACGCCUUUCAACGAAAACAACAACAAGAAGAUCUAGACGCGAAGGAAUCUGCCCAGGCCAGGAUCCAUCGGGAGUCACUCGACAGCGCAAGUGCCCAACAUGAACUCGUGAGACAGCAAGCCGAGGCAGUUUUGCACGCUUAUCUUGAAGAGGAGGAGCAAGAACGACGAAGGCAGGAGGAGGAGCGGAGAAGAAAGGAGGAUGAGGCUCGAAGGCUGCGGGAGGAAGAAGAACGACAGAGAGUGGCAGCGGAAGAGCGACGUCGGCAGGAAGCAGAAAAGGCGCGUCGCCAGGCUGAAGAGGAACGAUUAGCAAGGGAAGCGCAGAGGCGGCGAGAGCAGGAGGAGCAGGAGCAAAGGGAGAAGCAGCGACAAGCUGAUGAGCAACGUCGAGUCGAAGCCGACGCCCAAGCACGCAAGGAGCGCGAAGCGACCGAGCAAGCUCAACAAGUAGCGAUGGCGAAAGCAGAGCAAGAAGCAGCCAAAGCGACCGCGAUCGCAGCCAAAUCUAGCACCACUGUUGCAGCAGGUUCUAAUUGUGAGGCUGAGCAUCAAGAAUACCGGGCGAUACAUCGAAAGCUUAAAGCCUUCCGAAAAGACCUGUGGACAUCGUCGCGGAGCGACCCUAACCUGAAGCCGCACAUCGGAGACAUGCGACGAGCGAUUCGGACAGUAGUUGGGCAGCUGACCGGCGACAGAGAGACGGACAGAAUUGCUCAAGAAAAGAUCUCAAACCUUCUGCGGCGAGCCCGCACUGAGGUUCCUUCAGCCCCAAUCAGUGUAAACGAGUUCCUCCCAUCGUGGCAGUCGCUCCAUGACGACAACAGCACGCAGAUUCCGGCAUUAGUGUUGUACCUAUUGUCCAUCUUCAGCAAGGCUGUGGUGAGCGCUUAUGCCAAUGAAUGCAGUACCAACACCAAAGCGGCCGAGCCGAUCGGGAUCAUGGUAGCCAAAGUCUUCUCGCUGCCAGACCUCCAGUUCCGCCGCAACUUGCCGGCGGACAGUGGCGAGGGAGAAACGGUGUCAUUGAUUUCUGUGCUAGUGAGCAAGUUCCACGCAUCAGCGCCGGUGUUGUUUGGAAUCUACGGGCCUGAAACGACCAAGGACGGCAAGCUGCGGCUGGGAUGGCGGUUGACGGACACAGAUGCGGGGGACGGCAAAGUGUUUGUGUCGGCCAACAUGCACUGGGAUCGAAUGAUGGGACUCGGGGCGGGAUAUGCAUCUAUUACGCUGCGCAACUUCUCCCGGGCCAAAAACACCAAACACCCGUGGCCACCGACGAAUUACUGGAGGAGUAUAGCACAUAUCCUGAACACACCGCCGUCGGAGGUGACAACGAGUCACUUGACAGUGCUCAAGUCAAUGGUGGAGAACAACGCAGUAGAUCGGUUUGUGCUGUUCUUUGGGGCGGCGGCUGUGGCCGUGCUGAAGCAAGCGACCAUGACGUUCCCACGGACUCUGAGCAAGACGCUACAAGAUGGGCAAGAAGGGAAGACACUGACAUAUUUGGUGGAGACUUGGAAGGAGAAGAACCAUUUCACCCUGGAGUAGCAUGAUGGUGAUUGUGAAAAGGAAAUCUCGACCUUGCCAACCGUCCGAGCUACGAGUCGUUUAGAGGCCAGAGUUGGAGCGGUGGUAAAAGGAUCACAUUGGAAAAAAGCCUGGGGCAAAGGCCAUCGGAGCAUAAUCAGGGUGCGAUGAAGGAGUUUUCUGGACGACGUCGAAUUCACGUGAUGCGAUAUGUGAGAUAGGUUUGGGGUCACGUGGAUCUGUUAUCGGUCUUGGUGAGGUUGAAGUUGAAGUUGAGUCCUUCAAGCACCUGCCAAUUAUGAGGAAAGCAUGAUCAAAUCACGUCAUCUCGACUUCGUUCCUGCCUUUGCAUGCAUAAUAAGGCGACCAAGGCAAGAAGGCCCUCCUCCAACAGGCAGGAACAUCAGAGUCCCUCCGUACCUAUUCAUCUAGAGUAUCUUCAGGCAGACACAACUGGUUGACUCUGUAGCCAACCAAUAACGUCAGAUCUGCACAUCAGCCACCCACGCUGACAGAGAAUCAAGAUC
This is a messenger RNA of Exophiala mesophila, 2829 nucleotides long. RefSeq lists its product as uncharacterized. Bases 596 to 2323 code for a protein of 575 amino acids. The record is from RefSeq and is a predicted model, not a curated record. Gene Ontology annotation, cellular component: nuclear pore cytoplasmic filaments; nuclear pore; cytoplasm. Gene Ontology annotation, biological process: regulation of translational initiation; poly(A)+ mRNA export from nucleus; regulation of translational termination. The transcript has 2 exons. Lineage: Eukaryota; Fungi; Ascomycota; Eurotiomycetes; Chaetothyriales; Herpotrichiellaceae. Gene Ontology annotation, molecular function: translation initiation factor binding; phospholipid binding; inositol hexakisphosphate binding.